AUGAGAACACCACCACCAGAUAUGAACGGAAUACAAAUGUUCAUAAAAAGUCUUCAAGAUGAGAAUAUCGUCUCCUCCUUACCGAAACAUGACGUUAGUUAUGUCAGCCAAAUUAGGAUGUAUGCAACAACUCAAUUAGCAGAGUGCUGGAUGAAUAUGCAGAGCUCGGGUAAUCUUUCGAUUAUAUCACCGUCACCGAACUAA
Messenger RNA from Cinara cedri, 204 nucleotides. Lineage: Eukaryota; Metazoa; Arthropoda; Insecta; Hemiptera; Aphididae. The record is from the annotation of a GenBank genome assembly.